AGAUGAAACUACGACCAUAUUUUGUAACUUAAUCUGAAAGAUCAACACUUUAUCAAGUUUUCUUGUAUUGAGCAGAUCAUGGAUACCUCAGUUCUUGGCCACAGAACAUCAUCACAUGAUGAAAACCAGUCUAAAUACGACCGAGCCAAAGAGCUAAAAGCUUUUGAUGACACAAAGGCUGGUGUAAAAGGCCUAGUUGAUGCCGGCACACUUCAUGUACCCAAGAUAUUCAUAGGGCCAUCCAAUGAGCUCACUCACUUCCCCACAUGUCACCAACCCAACCUGCAAGUUCCUGUCAUUGAUCUCCAAGGUAUCAACGGUGAUCUCCACAAGCAGAUUGUAGAUGAAGUUAGGGCCGCGUCCAAAACAUGGGGCUUUUUCCAAGUGGUCAACCAUGAAGUCCCAUUGACUGUGUUGGAAAAUAUGAUCCAAGGAGUGCGCAAGUUUCAUGAGCAAGAUCUUGAUGUGAAGAAAGAGUUCUAUUCCCGUGAUCGAGAAAGAACUGUCAGAUUCAAUACCAAUUUUGAUCUGUACCAAUCAAGAGCAGCUAAUUGGAGGGACACUCUGGCUUUUGCAAAGGCUGUUGUUGAUCAGGACCCCAAACAACUCCCUUCAGUUUGUAGAGAUGCAGUAAUUGAAUACACAAAGCAUGUCAAAAGUUUGGGAGACCAACUCUUUGGAUUGUUAUCAGAAGCUCUUGGUCUCAAGCCUGACCACCUAAGGGAAUUAGAAUGUUCUAAAGAUUAUUCCUUUGUGUGCCACUACUAUCCAGCGUGCCCAGAACCAGAACUUACACUGGGAAGUAGCAAGCACUCAGAUCCUUCUUUCCUCACAAUUCUUCUUCAAGACCAAAUUGGUGGCCUCCAAGUUCUUCAUGACAAUCAGUGGGUUAAUGUUCACCCUAUUUCAGGUGGCUUAGUAGUAAAUAUUGCUGACUUUCUUCAGGCUAUAUCUAAUGACAAGCUUCAGAGUGUUCAACAUAGAGUGCUUGCAAACCGGGCCGGUCCAAGAGUUUCCAUAGCUUGCUUUUUCUCAGGACAGAGAACUGGAGCACUUGCCAAGUCCUAUGGUCCAAUCAAAGAGCUUAUAUCAGAACAGAACCCUCCUCUGUAUAGACAUUUCUUGAUAAGUGAAUAUCAUGGCAAGUUCUUUUCCCAGGGGCUUGGUGAGAAGUCUGGUCUUGACCAUUUCAGGCUUUGAAGCAAACAAUUUCCACUGAUGGACACUUUCAAGAUGUAAUAGUUAUGGCUGAAUUAUGUUGUCUGAUUACCACAUUGUGAAGUUUCAUGUACAACAAACAGUGAUUGCUUUGUUAAAAUAAUUUCUGCC
Molecule: messenger RNA, 1329 nt
Organism: Prunus mume (Japanese apricot)
Lineage: Eukaryota; Viridiplantae; Streptophyta; Magnoliopsida; Rosales; Rosaceae
Product: 1-aminocyclopropane-1-carboxylate oxidase homolog 1-like
Source: RefSeq, a predicted model, not a curated record